AUGACAUUCCGGAUUUUGCUGAUUACUUCGCUCUUGGCACUAGCAUGGGGAAAGCCUCUGCGCAGGGACAUGCAGCUGCACGAGGCUCGAAGUAGCGCACCCGCGGGGUUCAGCCUCGCUGGAGCUGCCUUACCCGAUACGAUCCUCAACCUGCCUUUGGCGCUUGUGCGCGGUGAUGACGUGGGGCUCAUCGAAGCCUUGUACGACGUCAGUACCCCUUUCAGUUUGAACUACGGUCAACAUCUGACCAAGGAAGAGGUCGAGGCGUUCGUCGUACCAAAAGCAGAGACCGUCUCUGUUCAAGUUGUGAACGCCUGGCUUGACGUCCCUGUCGGUCAGGCUAACGGACUCCUCGGCACUGAGUUCUCUGUCUUCAUCCACACUGUAACAGGCCAACAGACGGUCCGUACGCUCUCGUACUCUAUCCACACGGAUCUAGUUGGACAUCUAGACGUGGUGCAUCCAACUAUAACCUUUCCUGAUCCAUAUGAGAGGUCGCCCGUUGUGAAUUACGCUACCAGCUCUAAGCGGUCUCAUUCUCUGUCCUUGUACAAUAUUCCGACUACCCCUGCCACUAGCUCGUCCAUACAGCUCGCUGUCACUGGAUAUGUGUAUGAAUAUCCGCAUCGCGAUGAUCUCUCGACGUUCCUACAAGACUUACGACCGGACAUCAAUUCCAACACGUCGUACACCGUCGUCUCAGUCAACAAUGGUACGGAUCCUCAGAACAGCUCGGCAACCGUAGAAGGGUUCCUGGACAUCCAGUAUACUGUGGGCCUCGCGACAGAUGUGCCGGUCGCGUUCGGAACCGUUGGUGGGGAGGUCCUCGACGGCGAUGACUUUGCAAACGUCCUCAUCGAUACCGCGAGCUACAUGCUGAACCUGAGUUCCCCGCCUCAAGUCAUGACGACGAGCUACGGCUUGAACGAAGACGUCAUUUCGACUAGUCUUGCUUACAACCUUUGCAACAUGCUCGCUCAGCUGGGGGCUAGGGGCAUGUCCAUCUUGUACUCAUCCGGGGAUGGCGGAGUCUCUGGAAACCAAUGGGACGAGACCUGCACGACCUUCAAGCCCACCUUCCCAUCUGGAUGUCCUUACAUCACUUCCGUCGGAGGUACGAUCAACAUCCCAGAGACGGCCGUGAACUUCUCCGGCGGUGGCUUUUCCGAUAACUGGGCAAGACCCGCUUACCAGGACUCCGCCGUGGCGAACUACAUCAGCUAUCUCGGCGGCGCGAAUGACGGGCUCUACAACGCAUCCGGGCGCGCAUACCCGGACGUCUCCGCGUACGGAAGCAGCUUCGAGGUCAUCGUGCAAGGGGAGGUGAUCGGCGUCAGCGGCACGAGCUGCUCGACACCGACGUUCGCGAGCGUCGUCGCUCUGCUGAACGACCAACUCCUCGCGGCAGGCAAGCCUGCGCUGGGCUGGCUGAACCCGUUCCUGUACUCCACUGGAGCGUCUGCCAUGAAUGACGUUACCGAGGGUAACAACUACGCCUGCUCGAACUUUACGACUGGGUUCAAUGCUACCACUGGCUGGGACCCCGUUACUGGCCUAGGUACUCCGGACUUUGCGAAGUUGAAAGCCGCGGUUGGGCUGUAAAUUAAUGCUCUGUCCACAUAGAAUGAGAAAUUGGGAGAAAAUUGAACGAUGUUGUGAUGAACACGGACGAACUAUAGUGAAAUGUAUACCACGAUCCUUGUCACAAAUGCAG
Messenger RNA from Fomitopsis serialis, 1714 nucleotides. RefSeq names its product peptidase S8/S53 domain-containing protein. The record is from RefSeq and is a predicted model, not a curated record. Gene Ontology annotation, molecular function: serine-type endopeptidase activity; tripeptidyl-peptidase activity. The transcript is spliced from 10 exons. Bases 1 to 1602 code for a protein of 533 amino acids. Lineage: Eukaryota; Fungi; Basidiomycota; Agaricomycetes; Polyporales; Fomitopsidaceae. Gene Ontology annotation, biological process: proteolysis.